Cucumis melo (muskmelon) is the source of this 3236-nucleotide messenger RNA. RefSeq names its product protein NARROW LEAF 1. The coding region runs from base 985 to 2802 and encodes 605 amino acids. The record is from RefSeq and is a predicted model, not a curated record. NCBI's taxonomy places the organism in Eukaryota, Viridiplantae, Streptophyta, Magnoliopsida, Cucurbitales, Cucurbitaceae. The transcript has 6 exons.
GGGGCCCUAAUUCCCUCUCUAUUUCCCAUUUCCUCCUCCACCAAACUUAAUACUUAAUAUCAGUGGAGCCAUCCAUCUCCAUCUCCAUCUCCAUCUCCAUCUCCAUCUCCAUCUCCAUCCAGUUCCCUAAACCCUAAUUAAUCUCGUCCUCCAUUUACACCAUUUCAUACCCCAAUUCAAUUCUCUUCAAAUCAAAUACAUUCUAAAGGAAAAACUAAAAAGGCCUCUUGCCCUUUCUUUUCUUUUUACUCUCCAAGUUUUAAUCUUCUUUCUCUUUUAUUUUCUUACUAUUAUAAAACUAAAAAAGAAUCACAUAUCACUUUCUCUCUCUCUUAUUAGUUAUUGCUUUUUUUCUUCUUAUUUACUUAUAUUUUCUGGAAUUUGGGUCUUUCCAAACUUUCAAUUUCAGAGAAUGAGAAUGGUAUCACUAUCCACCAUCACCAUGGUUUCAUAUUUUCUUCUUCAACCUUUAAUUGCAGAAAUAAGUGACCUUUUCCCUUUGACAAAGUGAUUCUUCUCUUCUGCAUACUAAUCUCCAUAGGGAUGAUGCCAAAACUCUCUGCUACUGCUAGGGCAUGAAAAUCCUUCAUUCCUUUCUUUCCCACUCCUCCAUCACUGCUGCUGAUCGAUUGUUUUAUUAGACUCAGCAAUUGUGAAAGUGGGCAAUUUUGGGCUUCUCCUAUUAUCUUCUUUCUUGCAUAUGUUCAUUUCUCAAAUGUAAUUCUGUAAUGGUCUGCAUUUUCCCUGACCGCAUUUAGUUGAGUUGGGAGGUUCAAUUUGUUUGGAUAUUUGCACGCGGCUUACUUCUUUUUAUAUACGAUUUCCCUUGUCUCUAUGUUCUGCUACCACUGUUGAAUGUAUGCAUCUGCAAUGGGAUCAUCUUAUCUUUCUCUCUGUGCAAUAACUUCAGUGGGAUUUGAUACGGUGAAUUUUCGUUUCUAAGAGGCCUUCAUUCUUUUCUCAUAGUCAUUGGAGAGCUGAAAGAUGGACAGGACAAGACUGGAUUUAACUUUUCAUCAUUCGGUAUCAACACAAUCAGAGGAAUCUGCCUUGGACUUGGAAAGGAACUAUUGCAGUCAUCUUCAUUUGCCUUCAUCAAGUCCAUCACCCAGCCAAUGUUUUGCUCCGGGUAGUCAGCUGUCUGAGACCAAUGCUGCUUAUUUUUCAUGGCCCACUUCCAGCCGUUUAAAUGACGCUGCAGAAGAUAGAGCAAACUAUUUUGGGAACCUUCAGAAAGGGGUACUUCCUGAAAUUCUGGGCCGGCUGCCCACUGGGCAGCGAGCUACUACUUUGCUUGAGCUAAUGACCAUAAGGGCAUUCCAUAGCAAGAUCUUGCGUCGUUUUAGCCUGGGAACUGCAAUAGGAUUCCGAAUCCAGAAGGGUAUGUUGACAGAUAUCCCUGCUAUUAUUGUCUUUGUUGCACGCAAAGUUCACAGGCAGUGGCUCAGUGAUGUUCAAUGUCUACCUGCUGCACUUGAGGGACCUGGAGGUAUAUGGUGCGAUGUUGACGUUGUGGAAUUCUCUUAUUAUGGUGCUCCAGCAGCUACACCUAAAGAAGAAGUAUACACAGAGCUUGUUGAUGGCCUGAGGGGAAGCGAUCCAACUGUUGGUUCCGGUUCCCAGGUUGCUAGCCAAGAAACUUAUGGGACUUUGGGUGCAAUUGUAAAAAGCCGGACAGGAACCCGGCAAGUUGGUUUCCUUACAAACCGGCAUGUUGCAGUUGAUUUAGACUACCCUAGUCAGAAAAUGUUUCAUCCCUUGCCUCCCAGCCUUGGACCUGGUGUAUACCUGGGUGCUGUGGAGAGAGCAACGUCGUUCAUCACAGAUGAUGUCUGGUAUGGCAUCUUUGCUGGAACGAAUCCAGAAACAUUUGUGCGAGCUGAUGGAGCGUUCAUUCCAUUUGCUGAAGAUUUUAACAUGAAUAACGUCGUUACAUUUGUAAAAGGGGUUGGUGAGAUUGGUGAUGUCAACAAAAUAGACCUGCAAUCCCCAAUCAACAGUCUUAUUGGACGAAAGGUGAUCAAGGUUGGAAGAAGUUCAGGUUUGACCAGAGGGACUAUAAUGGCAUAUGCCCUUGAGUAUAACGACGUAAAGGGGAUUUGUUUCUUCACUGAUUUUCUUGUUGUUGGAGAUGACCAACAGACGUUUGACCUUGAAGGUGACAGUGGAAGCCUUAUUCUUUUAACUGGUCAGGAUGAGGAAAAGCCACGUCCAGUUGGGAUUAUUUGGGGAGGAACAGCUAAUCGAGGUCGACUGAAAUUGAAAGUUGGUCAGCCACCAGAGAAUUGGACCAGUGGAGUUGAUCUUGGACGCCUUCUUGAUCUCCUUGAGCUUGAUCUUAUUACUACAAAUGAUGGUUUACAAGCUGCAGUGCAUGAACAAAGGAAUAAUUCAGUUGGAGGGAUUGAUUCUACUGUUGCGGAGUCCUGUCUUGAUCGGAUGCCAUUAAAAUAUAGACUUAAAGAGAACUCUGAGCCGCUUGGUUUCAGUGUCCAGCAAAUUUCUCCUGAAGGUGAAUCCUCUCAGGGGAUGAUCUCACCUUUUAAGCAUGCUGGCUUUCACAUAGAAAAUGGAUAUGAGGUGACUCCGAGCGUCGAACUCCAAUUCAUACCAAGAUUAACCAGCAACUCUCCACUGCAUCAGAAGAACAAAGAAAACCAAGAGUUGAAAAAUCUGUCGGCCCUGAGGACUGGCUAUGAUAGUGAGGUAUCCGUUUCACUGCAGUUGGGUGAGCAUGAGCCAGAAGCAAAGAGAAGGAAGCAGUUGGAUUGUCUUUCUAGUAUCAAAGAGUCAUCUUCAUGAGUGAGAAAUAAGAUUAUAGAUUCAAUUCGGUACUGAAAAUUGAAAUAAGUUUAACUGGUUAUAUCUCCGUAUUGGGUUCGGAUCAUUUUGCCACCUAUUUAGCUGUAAAAACUGGGACUGCCAUAUUAUAAAGAUUGAAGCCUCAAGGUGAGAGAGUUGCCAUUCUUUUAAAUGUUCUGUGCAGUGAAAGGUUUGAGGUUAGUUUUCAUUUCAUACAACAUAUUGUGGAAGAAGGGUAUCUAUGCCGGUCCACAGCAUCUCACUUCCAAUUUACCUGGACCAACUAGGCUGGUGAAGUCCUUGUACCGUAGCUACUUUCUGAGGGGAGAAAAGUUCACAUAUAUAUAUAUAAAGUUAUAUAAAGUUAUAAGAAGCAAAAAUGAAAAAUGUUACAAUAUAUUUGGAACCCAAUAAAAGAGUCCCCUUUUCGACAA